Molecule: messenger RNA, 5282 nt
Organism: Ceutorhynchus assimilis (cabbage seed weevil)
Lineage: Eukaryota; Metazoa; Arthropoda; Insecta; Coleoptera; Curculionidae
Source: the annotation of a GenBank genome assembly
UUGCCGCAAAUAAAAAAGUGAUUAUAUAUAUAUUUUUUUUUUAAAAAUCGAAAAUACCGCGAAUUUCCCGGGGAAAUCGGAGGAAAACUAACGCGGGGGGGCCAAGGCAAGAGUCGGUUGUUUAGUUAAACGGUCCCGCAUGAAACUAUGAAGAGACGAAAUGUGGAUCUGGCCAAGAUGAGAAGACCCAUGAAAAAGAACAAAAUCGCCGAAGGAUUUUACGGAAGCACUCUCCUUUAUUUGAAGUUUCUGAUCCUGUGGAUCCUGGUCCUAGUCGCCGACUUCAUUUUGGAAUUCCGCUUCGAGUACCUAUGGCCCUUCUACCUGUUGAUCCGUUCGGUCUACGACUCGUUUAAGUACCAGGGCCUCGCUUUUUCCGUUUUCUUCGUCCUGGUCGCGCUCACCUCGGACAUGCUGUGCUACUUUUUCAUACCGGUCAACUGGUUGUUUUUCGCCGCCAGCACUUACGUAUGGGUCCAGUAUGUCUGGCAUACAGACAAAGGGAUUUGUGCCCCAACUGUGGUGCUCUGGAUUCUAUUUGUCUAUUUAGAAGUGGCAGUCAGACUGCGAGAUGUCAAACAUCUUCCUGGACAUCUGGAUUUGUGCAGGCCGUUUGCGGCACACUGUAUAGGUUAUCCAGUUGUCACUUUGGGAUUUGGUUUCAAAUCCUAUGUUGGCUACAGAAUGCGACAGCGAAAGCAACAGCACGUAGCCAAAGAGAAUUUGUUUUACAUGCAGCUGAUGCAGCAAGCUUUGCCAUCUGAAGCGCCACCUGAUCCCCCAGUGGAACAGCCGCAGGUGCAACAGAAUGCUACUACAAAUGUUGUAGCAGCUACAGUAACACCACAUGUACAAAAUAAUCAUAAGGUUAACAACCAUAGUCAUAAGGAAAAAAAUGGUCACAUACCAAAUGGUACAAUACCAAACGGCGUAAGCCACAGAUCUCACAAUAAAAGGUCGUCAGCGGAAAAAAGCAGAGGCGACGCCGCUGGUGACCACCAUGACAAUCGACAUAUAGAACGACACAAUAAGAUAAAUCAUUCACACAGUAACGGUUCAGUGGUGGAUAUUCACGAAGAACCCACAGAACACGAACCGAAACAGGCCAAAAAACGCGACAGGAGAGAACAAGACAAAGAGCGCGAGGCUCACGAGUACCUACAAAAACUAGAGUCCGAAUCGAAAAGGCUCAGAAGCGAUUUGCAACAGAGCAGGGCCAGCGAACAAGAAUUACGGAUACAGGUGGCUUCUCUAACUACAAGUGAAAGAAGCUCUAAAUCCGAACAGUCGUUGCUCCAAAGACAAAUUGAAGAUUUGCAAGAGCGGCUGCAAAGCUUUGCGGCGUCUAAGCAAAGCGAUAAACAGUCUAUUGGUAGUUUAGAAAGGCGGGUGGCCGAGGAGCGGAGGUUGCGGACAAAUUUGGAAUCUCAACUCAAUCAGGAGAGGAAAAAUAGGAAGCAAGAGGAAGCGAGACUUGCACAGGUAACAGCACAACAAUCUUCCAGAACAGAAUGUACAGACAUUUGCAAGUCGCGACGACGCGAACUAGAAACAGAACUGGCAGAGUGUCGGCAAGCACAAAGAUGGGCCGAAGAAAGGUGUAAGACUCUAGAAUUAGAAAAACAAGUUGUCAGCGACCAAGUCCGCGAUUCAGAAAUGCUAAUGGUGGCGUUAGCGUCGGUGCAAGAGAAAAACUCCCACCUCGAAAACGCUCUAUCUGCUGAAACCCGCAUCAAGCUGGACCUUUUCAGUGCUUUAGGUGAAGCCAAACGUCACCUGGAAAUUACUCGAAGUUCGAACCGAUCUCAAGAAAAAGAAAUCGACGAACUCAAAAGCAAAGUGGCUCAAGUUUUAGCAGUAAUGCCAAAUGACAGGUUUGCCGCCGGGCAAGAGGCAGCUCAAAUGUCACGGGUUAGAUUAGCAGAAAGCCCGCCAGGUUUAUCUAAAUUGGAUCCUAACGCUACGGCCUACACUCCUAAGAAUUCUUCAGGAGGAGGAAAGCUCAUUGCAUCCACUGAGGCUUAAAAAAGAAAAUCAGUUUUUUUUUUUGUUAUUGAAUUUGUUAAUUACUAUUUUUGAGUUGUUGCGAUUUUAAAAAAUACAAAACUAAUAAUGCAGAAUAACAGUUUUUCUAGCUUACAAAUCGUGACGUUUUUGAGUCAAAAUUACAUUGGAAUUUUUUAUGUAAGGGAGGGUUUGUUUCAAUUGAUUGUAAAGGGCCAUAUAGGCAGUAUUAAUAUCUCAAAUGUGUUCCAAUUAUUUUUAAAUGUCAGUUGGCAGUUGAAAUUUCUAGUCUAUAAUACCCCGAAAUCGAAAACUAAGUUUUCUUUUGUAUAUAUAUAUAUAUAUAAUUUUUUCUAUAGGCAGCAUUUACUAUAAUAUGCCCAAAUGUUGCCAGCAAAUUGUGGAUAAAAUUAUCACUUCACAAGUUUUGUUCCUUCUCCCCCCCCCUUUUGAAUCAAUUGAAUUAUUUGUAUAGCUUAAGGAAAGUGUGAUUUAAUUACUACUACAAAAUAACUGUAUUUGAAUUUAAUGCCGUCUUAAUCUUAAAGUGAUGUUUAAUCUCAUUUAUGUUGUGAUAUGAUUAAGGAAGGAUCUUUGUCAUUUGAAAUUUGUUUUUAGAAAAUUGACUUUGAUUGUAAAAGCACAAAAAAAAAAUGAAGGGUACUAAGUAAGUAAUUGGAAAUCAGAAUUUUUGUUUUAUUUUUGGUAUUGAUCUCUUGUUUUCAAAUUAGGUUAAGGCGGUUAUACACGGAUGUGGAUGUCUGAAAACAUGUACGCACAUGCAAAAAUAUCAAUGUGUAUGCAAAAUACUGUCGCGUUUUUGAAUGUGACGUUCAGGUGAAUUCUGAAAUUUUGUAUGCACACUUGAAACACUGUAGCAAGAGUAGCAAGAUUGACAGUUUUGCUAGUUUUGUGCAAGUGUCUGUACAAAAGCGACAUGCACGUAUAUGUAUCAAGCCAUCCACGCCUAUGUGUAACCGCCUUUAAAUGUACUUUAGGUUUUUUUUUUUUAGAAUACGAUUUUAAGUUCCUUUUUGAGUUUAUAAAGUGGGUUUGUUCGGGAUGAUUUCGAUUUUUGUAACAGGAAAAUUUAACUCUCUGUACUUAAUAAACUAUUUUUUUUUAUUGUUUUGAAGUUGAAACAUUUUUGUUUUAUUUGACAAUAUUUCCUCGUUUUUUUCAACCUUGCGCAAAGUCGUUGUAACUAUAAAAUCAUACUAAUUAAUCUGUUUACCUCUGCAAAAUGGUGUUAUUUAUGUGGAAAUCUCGUGUUAAAAUUGGAUCUCUUGACGUGUGUAUGCGCUAAUUGAAUUAAGGCAUUAAAUCGAUAUAGUUACAAAUUAGCUAAACAAUUACAUAGUUGUUAUUGAAAAGUGAAAUAGGUAUAAUAACAACCUCCCAUAAAUUUGAGUAAUUUGUCAAAAACUAUGCAAGCUACAAAUAUGAAAUUUUGUGGUAUUCUUUACAUGGCAUAAGAGCAAAACAUACUAAAAAUUCAAAAAAUGUACAAAAUUAUAAUAUACAAAUAUAGUGUGUCUAUCCUAAAUCCUCUUUGACUGUAGUACGGAGACUAAGUAGAACCAAUGGUGAAAAUUCGACCAGUCUCCGUACUACAGUCAAAGAGGAUUUAGGAUAGACACACUAGGCGCAAGUACGAAUCCUCUUGAUACCUAAAAACUAGGUUAAUUCUUUGAAAAUACCUGAUUCAAAUUUUCUACCUUGAUCCGUGGUUAUAACGGAAUGAAUGCUAAAUCUCGAAACCUGAAAUUGACCUUAACAUGUUAAUAGUAAAGGACCUACUAAUAUGUCUAUAUAAAUAUGAGAAAACCCAAAGUCAGGUUGUUGUAAAGGUGCAGAAGUAUGCUUUGUUAUUUUUACAUUUUGGCAACUCGACUCAUGCAUGAUUUAACUCAGCAAUGAAUAUCUUUUUUCAUGUUAGGGCUCAACUUAGGGUCGUGAAUAAGACGUGACACAUUACAUUUGCGGUAAAAACUUGUGUAUAACGUUGCUACAAAAUUUCAAAUGCAAAAACCGAUUAACAAUAACAUUGUUAAAAAAUGUCACGUUUUUGCAACAAAGAUAAACAAAAAGCCGAUGAUUUCAAAUCACUUAUUUGUUGUUUGGGACAAAUCAAAUGACGCUUUCGCAACAAAAACCAGUUAUUUAUUUAACCAUUUAACAAAUGGACAGGUAUGUAUAUUUAUUUUUCCUUAAAUAAUUAUGUAAAUGGCCAAGGUUAUCGUGAUUACCACCGCAUGUCAUGUUUAUUUUUCCAAUUUUUGUUAUGGCGGAAAGAUGAUGAUGAACUACGCUGUGUUAGGCAUACAAAACGUUCAAUUAACAUUGGAAAUAAUAUAUAAACUCUUUUUGACUAGGAAUAUUUACAUUUUCAUUACUCUCUAUAACAAAAAUUAUCUUAUAGAAUACAUCAUUACAACAGAUGUUAAUAAUAGUGACAUUAUUGCGCUUUUUUCUGAAGCGGAUGACGAUUGCUUGACUUCAGAAACUGGAGCCACUUUAGUUGUUGAUGGUUCAGGUUCAGGAGUAGGUUCAGGCUCCAGCUUCUUUUCAGUUGUAGUAGAGCUGUCAUAAUUAUAAGACUCAUCAUGCAAAUAGCUUUUUGCACCAACAUUUGAAACUAUGAGCCUAAAGUUGGAUUCGCUGAUGUUAAGUUGUCCAUAGAUGAAUUUAUCUAGUCUAUUAACCAGGAUUGUUAGGUUGCCGCUUUCGUCAAAGGCAAAAGAAUUUACCCAUUCUAAGUAUCUAUAUUAUGAAAGAAAAACAUUAGUUUUAUAUAAAUAAAACCAAAAAAUCUUACCGUUCAUCUUUGGCAAUAAUCUUUUGUCCAGUUUGAAAAGGUGUAGUAGAAUCCCACCUGGCAAUACUAUUAAGAGCCAAUAAACUAUAGUAAAGUACUCCUGCAGAAUCCAUUACCAUUCCAACACUUUGAGAACCCUUCAUCCCAUAAUCCCUGACAGUACCUUGAUACUCACCAUUCUGUGAAGCAAACUCCGGGUUCCUCAAAACACUAGAAUUGAUGCUGUAUAGGUGCAGUGAGGACAAAGGUGAGUAGUAAACUUCGCGUUCUUCCAUGAGGAUUAGUUUGUUGUCUGAACUGGUGCGAAUUCUAGGGCCCAGGGCGAUGCUAGCCAAAUUCAAGGAGGCACUGAUGGAGAUGUCAUUUACUCGGAAAGUUGAUGCGGUUGGAUCGGCUCGCAUCGAUUGACUGUGCCGGAUUUUCCAGGAUUUUUGGUCUUUGAUUGAGUAAACGAUGAUAC